Chilo suppressalis (striped riceborer) is the source of this 5100-nucleotide messenger RNA. The record is from the annotation of a GenBank genome assembly. NCBI's taxonomy places the organism in Eukaryota, Metazoa, Arthropoda, Insecta, Lepidoptera, Crambidae.
CGGACCGCGAACCGAGACUGACGUGUCAAUCCCGCUAUAACCGCGCGAACUCAACAGCGAUACAAAUCGCCAAGGAAAUUGCACGCUGUGCCACCUGUGUAGUGUUUUAACAGACCGAUCACAUUGCUUGAAUGCUGUUUAUCACGGAUAGUUUCAUCCCCUGACCACUCUACCAACGCAGACAUUCAGACCAAAAUGAUCCAGCCAUUCAGGAGGAAACCGUUAAAAAACUCCAAUACCUACCUGAACACGUAACAUUGCCCAUAUAAAAUAGAAAACGUGAGAACACAGAAAUCGUUCCAAGUGAUACCUGUAGAUUAAGAAGUUCCUUUAUUUGUAACCCAAGUGAUAUUAAUUUAAGGUUAAGUGCCAUUAACUUCGGAUAGUUGUUCAGUGGAUAGUGGUGUUGGUUCGUUUUUGUGCGGAUAAUUAGUUGAAAAUCUAAGUGUUGAUCAUCAUGGAGAUGUGGUGCUUAAUCGGCGUUCUGCUGGCGGUCGCCGUGGGUGCUGACCGCAGUAAUCUACCUCCAACAUGUAGUAGUGAGAUCUACUGCCACGGGCCUCUCCUGGAGACGGUCCAGAUGGCGGGCCUGUACAACGACUCCAAGACAUUCGUCGACAUGAAGCUGAUAAACCAUCCCGAUGACACCAUGAAGCAUUUUAGGGAAAUGAUGGGAAAUAGCUCAGGCUUCCCUACAAGGGCGGAAAUCUGGGCGUUUGUGCAGAAGAACUUUGAGAGCGAAGGCUCGGAGUUCGAAGAAUGGAAACCGACUGACUGGAAGAAGGAGCCAAAGUUCCUGCAGAGGAUAACUGAUCCGUUGCUACACCAAUGGGCGUCUGAUCUCAACAGGCUGUGGCUGCAACUCGGCAGGAAGAUGAAGGAAGACGUUAAGAACAACGAACAUCUCUACUCCAUCAUAUACGUAGACAAACCUUUUAUAGUGCCAGGCGGUCGUUUCCGCGAGUUUUACUACUGGGACUCGUACUGGAUCAUCAAAGGUCUCUUGCUCUCCGAAAUGCAUGACACCGCCAAGGGGAUGGUUGAUAACUUCCUGAACAUUGUGGAGAAGUUUGGGUUCAUACCGAACGGGGGAAGGAUAUACUACGGUAUGAGAUCUCAACCGCCCCUCCUGAUCCCGAUGAUGCAGCUAAUCCUGGAAGGCACCAAUGAUACCAAGUUCCUGGCGGAGCACAUCCACACGCUGGCCAAGGAGUUCGACUUCUGGAUCACCAACCACACCGUGGAAGUGCACCACGACAACCAAAAGUACAAUUUGACGAGGUUUAUUGACCAAUCACAAGGUCCGAGGCCCGAGAGUUAUAAAGAAGACAUCGACGUGGCGAAGCAUUUAGACGACAAUGACAAGAAAGAAGAACUGUACGCAGAAUUGAAGAGUGCCGCAGAAUCAGGCUGGGAUUUCUCAUCUAGAUGGUUCAUUCUCAACGGAACUAAUAAAGAUGAUUUUUACAGAAACAGUUAUGUUAGCAAACAUAUCGAACAAAUUACCGGAUACAAGCAAACCGGUGGUAACCUCACCAAUCUGAAGACCCGUUCCAUAGUGCCAGUGGACUUGAACGCGAUCAUGUGCUGGAACGCUCAGAUAAUGACGGAGUUUUACACCAUACUGGGCGAUCGGAAUCGGGCUGAUAACUAUAGAAUGAUACACGAGCGGUAUAUGCACAACAUUGAAAAGUUACUUUGGCAUGAAGACGUCGGUGCUUGGCUAGAUUUCAACCUGGAGUCGGGACGGCGCAGAGACUACUUCUACCCGUCCAAUAUCGCCCCGCUAUGGACCGGCUGCUAUGACAAAGCACGCAAAGAAUACUACGUGAACAGAGUGAUUAACUAUCUGGAUAAAGUCAAAGUUGACGUAUUCGACGGCGGAAUCCCCACUACUUUCGAGCAUUCGGGCGAACAAUGGGACUAUCCGAACGCUUGGCCCCCCCUCCAAUACAUAUUCGUGACGGGAUUGGCCAAUACCGGCCAACCUGAAGCCAUGAAGUACGCCAACGAUAUAGCCACUAAAUGGGUGCGAUCUAAUUUUGAAGUGUGGAAGCAGAAGACGGCCAUGUUGGAAAAGUACGACGCGACAAUCUUCGGCGGAUACGGAGGUGGCGGUGAAUACGUCUUACAGACCGGUUUCGGAUGGACCAACGGAGUUAUUAUGGCACUACUAGAUAGAUAUGGAGCUGACACUUUCGGCGCCGUGCCCGACUCCGAGGCUGUUUACAACGCGCAAGUCGGAGCGGGAGGGGUGGCCACGGCUGUACUGGUGGUGUUUGCGUCCAUCGCCGCGGGAGCGUUAGGGAUUCUAGUGUACAGAAAGCGAAUGGGACAUGUACCCUAUAGGAAAGGUGAAGACGUGAAGUUGCUGUCUAGGAAGCCCUACACUGAACUUAGAAGCCUCAACGGGGCAUCGAGCCAGAGGCAACGAUGAAGAGACCCGCCGUCGCCCUUCUACAAGAAUACAGAUUUUUAAAGAAAAAGGGAGAAAUUCUUAAUUUAUUUGAAAAAUAUCUUAAGAUAAAUGACUUGAUAAAAGUAUAUCCAUAGACAUAAAUGUAUUCUUAGAAAUCUCGAAUCAUAAAUUAAAAUCGACUUAGUGAUAAUGUACAAAAUGUCUAUUUUAUUAAUGAAGCAAAUUUAAUAAUCUCAGACAAAGCAAAGGUAAAGGUGUUGUUGGAGUUAUUCAAAAUAUAUUUUAGUAAAAGAAAAUGGCGUUCGUAUGAUACCAGUUCUACACGUGCUGUGAAUCAACUUUGUACAUAUAGAAAUAAGAUACACUAUCAAUUGUAUAUUUAUUAGCUUUUUUAGUUGUUUUCAAAUUUUAAUAUCGUCGUGACGAUCGUUAAUAAUGCUCAUCUUGAGUUUGACUAGCAUUAAAACAUUAUUUAAAGCAGGCAACACCAAAGAUAUUUUUAUAUAUGAAAAAAGUUUUUUUUAUGUAAAAUAUCUGUAAUUGGCGAUGCGUCACAGAUAUAUAGAUUUUUAAUUUAAAAGAAUCUACAAUAAAUUGAUUCUUUUUGGGUCGUUGAAUAGACGAAUCGUUGAUGUAUUAUAUUGACGUUGGAAAUGUGGAUGUUAAUACCGGUGCUCAGUAGCAUCAGAGUUUUGCUGGAAACUUGUCAAAUAAUUGUUUGUAAAAGAGUUGAAUGCUUACUUCUGCCAAGCAAUAUUAUUUAUACUUUAUAUGUGCAUGCAUCGAACAAACGUUUUGGAAUCACGUAUGCCAUUAUAAUCAUUGACACCAAACUUUGUAGAUUUAUUGCUCAUUUAAUGAUAUUUUAUUUUAUAAUGUAAUGAUUAAUAUGCAAUGAAUUUGUCAUUUCUAAUAUUUAAUUAACUCUAUAGCUGUUUAAUGGAAAAGAAGUUAUUCUCAUUUUAACGUAGAAAUAUCUUAUGAAAUAAUAAAUAAAAAAUGAAAUUUACCAGUCAUAAAUAAAUCAUUAUAAUCUAUAGGAAAUAAAAUUUCUUAUUUAACAUUAAAAUCUAUGAAUAGUCUUCUACCUAUAUCAUACAGUUGAUUUAUUUGUAAAGGAUAAAUCUAUUACAAUCUGAGGGUUUAUAUGGCGACAUUGGAUUAAAUGAAAUUAUAAAACUCGCGCCAAUAAAAAAAACGAAUCGCAAAUGACGACCUAAGACAUUCUGUCCUUCUCGCAUAUGCAGUCCUAAGUAACGUGCGAGAGUCACUAUUUUAUGUCAUCAUUUUCCAUUCGUUUCUUUAAUGGCACGAGUUAAACUAUAUUCAAAUUAACUUAUUAAAAGCUGUUUUGAAUCAACCAAAAAAAAUUAAACAUAGUAAACGUUCGCAACUAGCAACACUUAAUAGGGGUUAUUGCAUGCGAUAAUUUUUAUAUUAUCAAAACCACGAACAAAGCUAAUAGUCAAAGCAAAUAACUACUUAUAACAUUUUGUAUUAGUUAGUAGGAAGAGUUUACAACAAGUAUUACUAUUUUUAGAAUUAAUGAAACUUUAGCUUUAAGUAGACAAUUUACUUUUAAUAUUUUUAUUAUUAUCAUUGUAAAUAAUCUAUGUUGCAUUUAUUGAGGGAAACUCUAAAAGUGAUUUCAGAACGUUUUGUUCGCGUGCUUUAGUUAGGUCUGUAUUAAAAAUUAUCUGCUGUUUUGUGUAUAAAUUUAUUCAGAGAUGAGCUAAUGUACUUUUUGUUAUCUCUGAUCAUGUGGACUAGUCCAUAUUUGUGUAUGAUUCAUGACAUAAUUAAAGAAGGAUUGAGGCUUUUCUGAGAUGUAUUUUAUUAAAUUACGGAGUAGAAAACACUAUUGUCCAAUGAGCAUUUUCUUAGAAAAAAAACCUAUUUCGAUGUAGUCUCAUUAAUUUCAGAGAUUAAAUCAAGAGUCAUAAGCAUAGGUUCAUUUUGUCUCUGUCAAUUUUUAUUUUUAUUUUUUCUAAGUGAUGUUGUUCUAGGUGCUGGACACCAUAGACAUAGACUUUUAUCACAUGUAUAAUUAUCAUGACACGUAUUAGAUUAGCUUAUUGAAUAAAUUAAUUUUAUUUAAUUUUUUUUUUAAGUAGUAGACAUAGCCUUGUUAGGUUUUGAUGAUGCGUUCUUGUGAUUUUUGUGAAAUGUUUUGUUUUAAUUUAUUUCUAAAUCAAAUCUCUAAAUAUAUAUUUUUAACAAUGGGAUUAUUUUUUUAUUCAUAGAUAUAGCAAUCACAUUAUUUACAAUAUAGGUCACUCUGACAACCAAUGAUUUCAAAUUUCUCUUUUUUAUAUAUAUAUAAAAUGUGUCAAAUAUAUUUUCUGAUCGCUUGUUAGCACACAUUUGUGAUAUAUUUUGUAUAUAAUUUUAAUGUUUUUAGCUAAUUUGUUCCUAGCUUGUGUUUUUAUUUUAGGCGAGUAUUUUCAGUUGUUCCAUUUUAGUAUUCUUUUUUUGUUUACUAUUAUAAUUAUUGUAAUUUAAGAUGAAAUGAUGUGAUGCCAUUGUGUAUUAGAUAUUAGCACGAAUUUCGACGAAUAAAUAGGAAAUUUAUAAAUUUACUGUUUUAAUUUUGAUGAUAUUCUUUUAGUAAUUUAUUAGUACAAUAAAAGUGCUUUUGAUUCACUUUGCAUCUAAAUAAAUAGGUACUUAUAUUCAACACA